UUCAUUCUCAGACCGACCUCUCCAUUUUUUCUACUCUUCGUUAUAUAUACACCCUAUAUAUGCAUUCACGUUCUCUCUCUCUCUCUCUCUCUCUCUCUCUCUCUCUCUUCCUUGUCUUCAAAGAAACGAAUUGAAACUCAGUUAACUGUUUCCCGCUUUCCUCAUCCUCCUUCAGAAUCUCUUCCUUUUCUCAACUUGUCCUCUGCUUUUCUCCACCUUUCUCACCCCCUCUUGCCUUCCUGGGUCCUCCAAAUAUUUCACCCUCUUUUUAUUUCAGCUCAGAGUUGCUAAAAAGGCCUCACCUUUGGCCUUAUUUUCUCUUUAAAACCUUCAAAACUUCUCUGGGUUUUGCUUGGGAAGAACAAAAUAAGAUUUUUCUCGGAUUCUCUUCGAUCCUCAAAAGUGGAGUCUUUCUGGGAUUCUUUAGUUGAUGCUAUUGUGAAAAGAAAAGGAGGGAGAUUCUUGAUUCCCAGUAAAAGAUUCUGAAUUCAUUGCCCUUUUAAGCCAUUGCAAGACUUCAAUCUCUGUGUCUCUCUCCCUCUGUUUUUCUAGUCUUAAAGCAGCUCUGCUUUGAUGUCUCAGAAAUGAGUGUGUAAGAAAAGGCAGCUUUUUUUUGGAUAUUGAUCGAGCAUGCAAACUCUGUACCCAGCUUCAUACAUGGAUGAUACUAAUUGGAUUGUCCAAGAGAGCCAGAGUUCAGAUUGGACCAAAGAAGAGAACAAGAAAUUUGAGAGUGCUCUGGCCUUUUACGAUGAGACAACGCCGGACCGGUGGGAUAAGAUUGCGAAGAUGAUACCGGGGAAGACGGUUUACGAUGUGUUCAAGCAGUACAAGGAGCUGGAGGAUGAUGUCAGUAACAUAGAAGCAGGGCUGAUCGAACUUCCAGGGUACCACCAGGCGUCUUCUUUCACAUUGGAGUUGGUGGAUGAUCGGAACUUUGAUGCCAACAGAAAGAGGUCUGCAGGAGCUAGAGGAUGUGAUCAGGAGAGGAAGAAGGGGAUUCCUUGGACUGAAGAUGAGCAUCUGCGGUUUCUGAAGGGACUACUAAAAUAUGGGAAAGGAGAUUGGAGAAGUAUCUCUAGGGACUUUGUUGUGUCUAAAACUCCGACGCAAGUUGCUAGCCAUGCUCAGAAGUACUUUAUGAGGCAACACUCAGGAGGAAAAGAUAAAAGGAGACCUAGCAUCCAUGAUAUAACUACUGUCAACCUCACGAGCACCACCACUACUAGUCCAUCACUAAAUAAUAAUAGGCCUCCUUUAGACCAGUCUCCACCACCAGAGCACAAUAAGAAAUCUACUGAAUCACCAGGAGUCGUACUUGACUGGAAUCUUAUGCCAAAUGAUGGAGUAACAGGUGCUAUGAUCUUUGGCGCAACACACGGCGAUCUUUUUGAGUCAUCGUCUCCAUAUGAUGUUGGAUCUCCAGAUGACCUUAAGCUACAUUGGCAGAAACUAUAUGCCAGUACCACUCGUUAUGCUGCUGCUCAUGCUAGACCACCGAGUUCGCUGUAUCUAAUGCAGACCUCAAGACAUCAGAUACAUGGAUGAAACUCAUGGAUGGAAGAUCCAAGUAAAUAAUCUUUUGCAUAAUUUCAGUGUUGGUCCCUUUAGUGGUAGUGUGUGAUUUAGCAUAAUAAGGAUUUGAGUCGUUGCAUAAUGCUUGAGCAUUGCUGAAUGAUGAAAAAAUAUCCAGUAGUUCUCAAAGUGUCUGUCCCAACUGUACAAUUGAAAUGAAUGAUAAACCUUGCACUUCCCUUUCAGGGUCUUCAUGUUGA
Argentina anserina (silverweed cinquefoil) is the source of this 1775-nucleotide messenger RNA. Its product is annotated as transcription factor DIVARICATA-like. The transcript is spliced from 2 exons. Gene Ontology annotation, molecular function: DNA binding. NCBI's taxonomy places the organism in Eukaryota, Viridiplantae, Streptophyta, Magnoliopsida, Rosales, Rosaceae. The record is from RefSeq and is a predicted model, not a curated record. Bases 631 to 1548 code for a protein of 305 amino acids.